GUUGUAGUUAUUGAGUUCCUUGGAAAGAGGGAGCGAAGAGAGAAAGGGGGUUUGCAGAGCAGACUUCAUCACAAUCUUUCAAAGGAGAGGGCUGAGCUGAUAGUCUACUCACUAAUCAUAUCCUUCAGAUAUAUAUCGUAUCUCUGAGAUAGUUUAGUUUACAGUUGCAGAAGAAAUGUCUACCAUCAUUGUGGCACUCCUGGUUUUCCUGACUAUCCAUGGAGCCUCAGGUAUCAGUCCUAGAUGCCAAUGCCUCUUUAAGGAGAAAAGGCCAAUUGGACGUUUCAUAAGCACAGUGGAGAUUUACCCUGCAAACUCCUACUGCAAAAGCACUGAGAUUAUUGCCACGCUCAAGAAGGAGGGGCAAAAGAUUUGUCUGGACCCCAAUGCUCCAUGGGUCAAACAAGUGCUUAAAAGUAAAAAGAUUAGGCAGACACCUUGAAGAAUAUACCUUCCCUGAUUUGGCUAAGAUGGACAGAGGAUAGACACAUGGAAAAUAGAAGCACAGACUGCAGUUAUAGAACAUAAACUGGGUUCUGUUUGAAGAUGUAGAAGCAGGAUUGUUUAUACCUGUUUUCACUUUACAGCACUUAACUGUGUUCUCUUACUAUUGUUGUCAACUAUCGGUGUUUGUAUUUCCUUAAAAAUAUAUCCUUAUAAACAUUACAUGUUCAUUUAAUACAUUGUGGGGAAAAACCUUAUUAACUAACGGUAAGGAGGGACUAGAUAGUGGGCAAUGAGGUCAGAGCGCAAUAGCAAGUCAUGAAAUGGGUUUAAACAUUUAUUAGAAGAGUUGGCAUUUAAUGGUUUGUUUUUGUUUGUAAGGUUUUUUAAGCAAUAAAGGGAUUAAUAGUAUAUUUUUUUUUUCAAAUAAGUCACAUUAGUACUGUCCCAUUUCUCCAUCUCUGAAUAUAACAUGCUAUACAUCUAAAACUCAUCAUACAGUGUAACUCACCAAAUUCAGUUUUCUUAAAGCAUAUUAAUAAAAAAUAAUAAGAGGAAGAGGAAGUCUUGCCUGGGAAAGUAUUGUGUUACAUUGAACCUUGUUUCUGUCUAGUUUUUUUUUUCAUCCUUUUGCAAAGAUAUAAACACUGUGUGACUGUUACAUGUGCUGUGCUACAUACUAUACAUUUUGUCAAGGACAUUUUUGCUGUCUUUGCAAUGUCAGGAAAAAAAUGUGGAAAAAUAUAUCUAUUCAUUCAUUUUCUUAACUGGUUAUCCAAUGCAGAGUCAUGGUGGGGCUAGAAUCCUGCCCAAAAUGUCAUAGGGUGAGAGGUUGACAUGUACACUCUGUUCAGGUAUAUCGUCCAUUGCAGGGUAAAGCAAAAAGGAGAAUUUCUUGGAUUGUGUCAUGUAGACUAUGGCACAUGGUGAGAUUAUAUUUUCAGUGGAAGGAGAUUGCCACUUCUUGGACAAAGAUGCAUAAGAUUAGGAUUGUCUCAUUUACUGAAUACUUCUAUAGUAGCUGAAAGCCAUUCAAAAUUAAACAGUUUUUACUGUGCCCUUUUCAAGAAGAAUCCUUGGCCGGUGUAUAACCAUAGUCAGCUUCUUCUGA
Messenger RNA from Oreochromis niloticus (Nile tilapia), 1555 nucleotides. Its product is annotated as C-X-C motif chemokine 10. The coding region runs from base 176 to 442 and encodes 88 amino acids. Lineage: Eukaryota; Metazoa; Chordata; Actinopteri; Cichliformes; Cichlidae. Gene Ontology annotation, molecular function: chemokine activity. The transcript is spliced from 4 exons. Gene Ontology annotation, biological process: chemotaxis; immune response; defense response. Gene Ontology annotation, cellular component: extracellular region. The record is from RefSeq and is a predicted model, not a curated record.